GGGUUGGUGGUGCUGUGGGUGGAGUUGGAGCUGCCUGUGCCCAAGGCUGUGGGCUCGUGUGUUCUGCUAUGGAGCCUCAAAUGGCCCAACUCCCAGGUCCACUGGUCCUGGGCAGUGUGGCCCGGCGCCCUUCAACCCUGCAGAUGGUCAAAGAGGCGCUGCAGGCCCAAGAUGAGAAGAAGGGCGCCUCUGUCUUCACCAUCAAGCGAUUCAUCCUGGCCAGGUACCCCAUGGAGGAUCCUAUCCGGCUCAAGUACCUGCUGAAGCGGGCGCUGAGCAAGGGGCUGAGCUGUGGGGAGCUGGUGCGGCCCCACAACUCCUCUGCUGUGGGGGCCACCGGCACCUUCAUGUUAGCACCCAAGGAGCCACAGCACAAGCAGCAUCUGGGCCAGGCAAAUCCUGACAGAGGACAGGCCCCGAAGCCAGGACAGGAAGGGACCACCAAGGACCCCUGUGCCCCUGUGGCUGGUGCACAACAACGAGGUAAAGGGCUUCAGGGGCAUGAGCCACCCCAUGCUGCCUGGCCUCACCAGGACUCAUCCACCACCCCGUCUGCAGGUACCACGAAGCAGCAGCUGACAGCCAUGAAGCAGAAGCCAAAAGCAAAGCCCAUGGAUGCCCAGCCACGAGCUGCAGUGAAGCCUGGGAGCAAUGGAGCAAAGCCCCCGCGAGCUGCCAACCACCCCCAGGCCCCUGGCACAGGGUGUUCAAGGCCCCCACGAGCUGCUGACCACCCCCAGGCACUUGGCAAAGGGUGCUCAAGGCCCUGUGGGGCUGAGGCUGCAGGAAGGAGCAAAAGCGACAGCUCUGUGGGUGCUGGGACAAAGGGGCCCCAAAAGGUCCCUGGAGGAAAGAGCAAGGGGAAGGUGCUCAAGGGGGCACAGCAGGGUCCCCCCAAGGCACAGAGGGGUCAAGGCCAGGCGAGGAAGCCCCAGGUGACCCCAGGAGCCAGGCAGGGGGAAGCCAGGCUGCAGAAGGCAGCAUCCCCUGGAGAGGAUAGAAUGGCUCUGUUGGGGGACCCAGACAGUCUCACUUAGCCCUGCUUCAGCUGGCCCCAGGCCUUUAGGGUCUGGGCUGCUUUUAGUCCCCAGGACAGGUUUUAACUCUGUGUUUACCUUCUGCUAAUAAAGCUUCUUUACUCAACUCAUAGAAUGGCCUGACUGCUACCCUGGUUGUGGGCCCCUGCCCCUGGGCUCCCAUUUCCCAGCCCUGGCCUCAUGCUGCAUGGCAUGGUAGUGAGUUGAUACUGCAGGCAGCUGCCUCUCUGCCUGCCCUCAUGGAGAGGUGCCCUGUCUGUCCCUGUGUCCCCAGCUGUGGUGCCAGGGGUAUGCUGGGCUUUGGGGGCUGUGUGUGUGUGCAGGCUGGCAGUGAUGGCCUGGGCAGGGGCCCUGGGACCCAUGGGACACAGCAUGGUGGCACCCCCGGGAAUGGAGAAGCUCAGGCUUGGCCAGUACUGCUGGUGUGGACUGUGAGGUGUCGAGCCCUCUGCCCUCUUGGCUGCCCUUGUGUUGAUGCCUGGCUGAGGUGGGAUUAUGAGAGUGCCAGGGUGGGAGGUCUGGGUGCAUGCCAUGGUCCCGAGCACUGGGGGGAGCUGCGUGUGCUCUAACUAUAGUAAGAGAAAGAUAGAGGUGUUUUAGGGCUCAAAAAUGAGUUUAGAGUGCUUGCUGUAGCCCCCAGCAUAGUUUGUGCUCUUGUUAUGUGUCUGUGGCACAGUUCCCACAUCCAAACCUGUCUUGUGAGCUCCUGUGGGUCAGUGUAUGACACUUUCAUUUAAUAGCUUCAAAUGCCUGAAUUUCUCUUGCUCUGCCCAGAGCAGAGCCCUUCUGAAGGUCAGGCUGAUCGUGUAAAGGGUUACAGUCCUCCUGGGUGGGAGAAAAUAAGUGGAAGUAAAACUCUUCCUAAAGAGGAUUUCACUAAUCUGCAGCUGGCCUUGCCAAUGCCCUCCAAGGCUCCUGGCCUUGCUCUGGGGCUUAAGCAAGAGCUGAGCAAACUAACUUCUCUUUAAACUUCAGCCUUGACUAUGUUGAUCCAUCUUUAAGGGAGCUGGAACUCGUGUCCCUCCAGGGACAGGGUGGGGAAUAUGACAGCAGUAACUGAGCUGAGUUCACUGGAUCCUCUGACAGUGGUGGCCUCACAGAGCCUCGCUCGCCCAUGUGGCAAUGUCCCAACAGGGCAGGGAAGGGGCUGUGUCCUCCCUCCUCACCAUCUGCAGUGUGAAAUGUGCAACUCUCUUGCUUUGAGAGAGGCCAAGUCAUUUAAUGGCUGGAUUUAGCUUUACUAAGAAUCAACUUCCUAGCAGGAGAAAAAAAAUCCCCCCAGUGUCUGGAAAGUGCAGCUUUUACUGGAGGAGAUGGAAGAGCAUGGAUUUAGCAAUGCCAUGGUUAUUAAGGCCCCUGGGCCAAGCUGGUGUCAGGGUGCUGAAGCUGCAGCCUGGUCUGACAGUGCAGGGAGGUGCUGGCUCCCCAGGGCUGGGGGGAGGCACUGUCCUGUGGACUGGGCAGCUGGCAGAGGUGAGGGUGCCCGGCCCCAGCUGCUGCUGUGGGGCUGCUGGUCUUCACGUGUGCAGCACAGUGUCAGUCAGUUCGGGUGCCAGUCGUCCGCUCCCGCGCCUCUUCCAGCGGGAGCCGUGGCACCGGCUGUGGGAGUGCUGUGUGGCCACAGCGAGCUCUGCAGCUCAGAGGGGUACAAACCUGUCUCCUGCAGAAACAAGGGGGUUCUCACUGAGCUGCUGACCCUGCACAUGGUGUGCCUCGUACAUGCAAGGCUCGUCUGUGCAGGUGUCUUUCAUGUGUGUACUCUGCACACACAGGGGCAGGAACUGCACUCCACAGGUUCAGCACCUUGUUUUAUUACAAAGAUAGGCUUUGCCAGGAGUUUGCCACUUCCACUACACAGCAGGUAAGGGCACUACAUCCACAACACGUGCCGAAGUUGGAAAACAUGUUACAAAGGGCUCAGGGGUUCAAGGCAAUACAACACUACAAACCCUCGAGCUUUUGCUCUGUUAAAGUUAUUCCUUUACAUGGCUGUAGCAAAUACUUCUUUUUUUUAUUUUUUUUUUUUGCUUUGAUAAAAAUUAAAUAAUAAAGCAAUAACCUCAAUACACAGCCCAGUCACAGCACCUGGAGGCAAACCCUACUUGCUCUUGACUCACUUGUUUCCUUUCCCUGUAACAAACAACAUGGGGCUACAGCUCCAUGGCCCUUUCCCUGCCUCCAACCAAACUCAACAUUCUCUGCUACCUUGUUCUUUCUUGCCCUUGCCUUCCCUGUGCUGGGCCUACCUAAAUCUCUGUCAGCUAUUCACAGUCUCUAACAGAAAAAAAAAUUCAAGAUUUUGUGAAAUCACUUUCAAAAUAAAACGUAGCCCAGCUACAUUCUUAAGAGUUUAUAUUCUGAAGCCACAUCCUCAGCAAAGACAUUGAGACCUCUGCAGUGUAAGUACUUUUUCUGUA
Pseudopipra pipra is the source of this 3454-nucleotide messenger RNA. RefSeq names its product histone H1.8. The transcript has 4 exons. The record is from RefSeq and is a predicted model, not a curated record. Gene Ontology annotation, biological process: nucleosome assembly. Bases 69 to 1037 code for a protein of 322 amino acids. Gene Ontology annotation, cellular component: nucleosome. Gene Ontology annotation, molecular function: DNA binding. Lineage: Eukaryota; Metazoa; Chordata; Aves; Passeriformes; Pipridae.